UUUCUUCUCACUUUCCUGGAUUCUUUUUUUUUUCUCUCGUUUCACUUUCGAUCUCUUUGUCCGCGUCUGCGCUGUCGCCAUGAACCUCUCUUCCCUCGCAGUCGACCCCAAGCCCGUCACUGGCCCACGGUGGGCCUUCUUGGGGGCCCAGCGCAGGACCAUUCCUCCUCGCCGCCCGAACUUCGUCGUUUGCUCCUCCGUGGCGGCCUCGGCGUCGCUGAGCGUGGCCGAGUCGACCACCAGCACCCAGGGACCGCCGAGCCGGAUCGCGUCGCUGAGUCAGGUAUCGGGCGUGUUGGGCUCGCAGUGGGGAGACGAAGGCAAAGGCAAACUCGUCGACAUCUUGGGCGAGCACUUCGACAUCGUUGCUCGUUGUCAGGGUGGGGCUAAUGCUGGACAUACGAUCUACAAUGCAGAGGGAAAGAAGUUUGCCCUUCACCUGGUUCCCUCAGGUAUCCUUAAUGAGGAUACACUCUGUGUUAUUGGGAAUGGAGUUGUGGUGCAUCUUCCAGGGCUGUUUGAAGAAAUUGAUGGCCUGGAAUCCAAUGGGGUUCCCUGCAAGGGAAGGAUACUGGUGUCUGAUCGUGCUCACUUGUUGUUUGACUUCCAUCAAGUAGUAGAUGGUCUUAGAGAGGCUGAGCUUGCCAAAUCUUUCAUUGGCACUACCAAGAGAGGAAUUGGACCAUGUUACUCAAACAAGGUUAUCCGGAAUGGCAUUAGAGUAGGUGACCUGAGGCACAUGGAUACUUUUCCUCAAAAGCUUGAUCUUUUAUUGGCAGAUGCAGCUUCAAGAUUCCAAGGUUUUAACUAUGGCCCAGAAAUGCUUAGGGAAGAAGUUGAAACAUACAAGAGAUAUGCUGAGAGAUUGGAGCCCUUCAUUGCUGAUACUGUACAUGUCAUGCACGACGCCAUCUCAGAAAAGAAGAAAAUUUUGGUCGAAGGCGGUCAGGCAACCAUGCUAGAUAUUGACUUUGGAACUUAUCCUUUUGUAACUUCUUCUAGCCCAUCAGCUGGUGGGAUUUGCACUGGUCUUGGAAUUGCUCCAAGAGUAGUAGGCGAUCUAAUUGGAGUGGUGAAAGCCUAUACUACAAGAGUUGGUUCUGGUCCUUUCCCUACGGAAAUCUUGGGACAAGGGGGUGACCUCUUGAGGUUUGCGGGUCAGGAGUUUGGCACCACUACAGGUCGUCCUCGACGUUGUGGUUGGCUUGAUAUUGUGGCGUUGAAAUACUGUUGCCAGAUCAAUGGAUUUUCAUCACUGAAUCUCACCAAGCUUGAUGUGUUGUCGGAUCUCCCUGAAAUUCAAUUGGGGGUUUCUUAUAAACAUGUUGAUGGUACACUAAUUAAAUCAUUCCCUGCAGAUCUUCGUCUUCUUGAGCAAUUGAAGGUGGAAUAUGAAGUAUUGCCUGGAUGGAAGACCGAUAUUUCUUCAGUCAGAAAUUAUGCUGACCUUCCAUUGGCUGCACGCACAUAUGUGGAAAGGAUAGAAGACCUUGUUGGGGUGCCCAUUCAUUACAUUGGUGUUGGGCCUGGUCGUGAUGCCCUCAUAGUAAAAUAAUUUGAUUAUUGUUCCCUCUAAGAUGUCCAAGAGGAUUCUCACGCACUUAAGAGGUAAGAUGAUGCUAGAUGAAUUUUCCCUUUUAAGGUGUUAGAUUGCCUUGGAGAAAAGUAGAAUGUAAGGUAGGUUAUAUGCAUUUGAUGUAACAAUUUUAUGUUCUUGGUCUGUGGAAGGCCAUUUUGAAUCUUAUGUCUUGGGUUUGGCAACUUGGAGAAUUUUGGUGAAGUAUUCUAGCCUGUGUUCCCAACUGAUGUAGUGCUAGAGAAGGGGAGUUUUUUUGGAUAUUACAUUGGCAUCGAGAUGCUGAUUUUGUUGUUGUUGUUAUUAUUGGCUUAGUCAAUUGGUACCUGUUUGCCAUCCGCCACUUGCA
Molecule: messenger RNA, 1925 nt
Organism: Corylus avellana
Lineage: Eukaryota; Viridiplantae; Streptophyta; Magnoliopsida; Fagales; Betulaceae
Gene: ADSS
Product: adenylosuccinate synthase
Biological process (GO): IMP metabolic process; 'de novo' AMP biosynthetic process
Cellular component (GO): cytoplasm
Molecular function (GO): GTP binding; adenylosuccinate synthase activity
Source: RefSeq, a predicted model, not a curated record